UGUACAGCAAGUCAUGGUUCGAUGUGAUGAUAUGUCGUGUUGAAUAGAAAAUACGGCGAAUAUCAUAAAUUGAAAAUGGCGGAAUCAAGUGGCAGUUCUGAGGACACGUCGAGGAUGGUUCCUCGGGGGAAGGUGUCGUUCAACGAGACAGUCCAAGAACGUCCUAUUUCGUCAAGAGGAGAACGAUUUGAGAAUGCGGUUGAAGAAAAGAAAAAAACAGAAAACAAGUUGGAAGCCCCAACUGUUGGUGACAAUGGAAGAUCACCUAAGAGUAUGUACCUAUUGAGGUCAUUGGCAAACUCUCUCGGGUUCGACAACUUGUACACGCCGCCAGAGAAACACCUGGAAACUGUAGACAUGGCGGGUGUGGUCAAAUACAUCAAAGAUGGCGGCUGUAAGAAUAUCGUCUGCAUGUGUGGCGCUGGCAUCUCCACGUCUGCGGGCAUACCCGACUACAGAAGUCCAGGCACUGGUAUGUUGGACAUCAUGAAGCCAGAAGUGGCGAAGUUUGGAUUACCGGAUGCGAAGGCGGUUUACACCUACGAAUUCUUUAAGGACAACCCUGAACCUUACUAUUACUUCGCCAGUCAAAGGUUCCCAUCAACUGAGCGAGCAAAGCCCACCGCCGCCCACUACUUCAUCAGACUGAUGGGCGAGAAAGGUUUAUUGCUGAGGAACUUUACUCAGAAUAUUGACAACCUUGAGCGACUUGCUGGCCAGUCUCCUGAGAAACUCGUCCAAGUUCACGGCAACUACCAUAACUGUUACUGCCAGAAGUGUUAUGAGGAGUACACAUGGAACUGGUGCCUUGAGGCUGUCAAAAAGGACAAAAUUCCCAAAUGUGUUCAGAAUGGUUGUGAUGGGAUCAUAAGACCAGAUAUAGUCAUGUUCGGCGAAAACCUUCCAUUCCCUUUUUUCGAUAAAGCAAGUGAGGAUUGUCCAGCCUGUGACCUGCUGAUUAUUCUCGGCACAUCAUUAGCAGUGGCGCCAUUUAACAGAUUGGUUUCAAAUGUCCCAGAAACGACACCAAGAUUAAUGAUUAACAAGGAGAAAGAGGGAACGGGUGAUGCAUUUUUUGCUUUGAUGGGAUUUGGGUCCGGCUUACAGUUUGAUUCAAAAGACAACUACAGGGAUGUGUUCAUGCAAGGUUCCUGCGACGAUGGGUGCUAUUCUUUGGCUGAUGCCCUUGGCUGGGGCGAGGAGCUCCGGGAACUCAUCAAGACGGAGCACGCUCGCGUGGAUGCCUUCGCAGCUGAGAAGGCCGCGGCAAAACACAGGCCAAAAUCAGAAGCUGCCCCUUCAGAUCAACGACCGAAGCUCAAGGGCCCUUCGCCACAGAGUGGCGACACCAAGGCUGCUUCUUCAACUGGCUCGAAGAAGGAAUCGUCAUGUCUGACAAAAGAUAAAACUCCGACGAAGUCUCCUCUCCCGGCGAAAACACAACAACGGAGAAACUCAACAUCAAGGGUGGGUGGUGGUUACAAAGCAUCUACUGCUUCGUCAGCACCAAGGAGAAAUUCGACACAAGCAACACCUAAAAAAUGACAGGAUGACAGGAAACCCACAAAUAUGGUUUAUUCAAUGUGAUAUGCAUUUGGCACCAAAUAUUGUAUUCAAGGUUACUGCUUGAUACUACACAUUCUCCUCGUGACUAAAAGCCGAGUCACACGUGUUUGUAUUGUUUACUUCAGUUUUUGCUUCUUUCUAAUAUCAUUCAUGUUAGCCCUUUUCAUCAUCAAUGAAUAAUUACACAGAGAAAGAAAUGUAAACAAUUGGUAUGAUUGACAAAGAUCAUUUGAGGGCAGAUUUUACACAAUGCUUGUUUUACGGCGUAGCGGAAGAACAUCAACAGCCUCCAUGAUCGGUCCACGGGCCUUCAGCUUGUAGACCUUCUUCCCGUGACUGGUACACGUGCCCCA
This is a messenger RNA of Lineus longissimus, 1919 nucleotides long. Its product is annotated as NAD-dependent protein deacetylase sirtuin-2-like. The record is from RefSeq and is a predicted model, not a curated record. Gene Ontology annotation, cellular component: nucleus. NCBI's taxonomy places the organism in Eukaryota, Metazoa, Nemertea, Pilidiophora, Heteronemertea, Lineidae. Gene Ontology annotation, molecular function: histone deacetylase activity, NAD-dependent; NAD+ binding. The transcript is spliced from 16 exons. The coding region runs from base 76 to 1545 and encodes 489 amino acids.